This is a messenger RNA of Lycium ferocissimum, 2173 nucleotides long. RefSeq lists its product as uncharacterized. The record is from RefSeq and is a predicted model, not a curated record. NCBI's taxonomy places the organism in Eukaryota, Viridiplantae, Streptophyta, Magnoliopsida, Solanales, Solanaceae.
GGGUCGGGGAUUUGAAAACCUUAAAAUCUGUGUGCUGUUGGUCACUUCGUCUCUCGCAGCAAAAGCUUUCUCCACUCUCUCACAAUCUCAUUAUCCAUCUUUGGAAUACAUAAUUGAUAAAUCUGAAAGAAUCAUUGGUCAUGGGAGAUGAGAAUGAGAGUAUGCUCCGGAAGCUGGAGAAGAAAUCCAAGAAAAGCAAUAAGAAGGCUGCCACCACUGUUCCUGGAGUGACUGCAAACAAUGUUAAAGCUGAAGAAUGUGAUUUUAGCUUCAAUGAAGAGAAGCUAGCUGUUCUGGAAACCAAGAAAGAAAGGGAUAAGGAAGUGAUGGAAACUAAGGCAGCAGGAGAGAGUGAAGAGUGUGACAUUAAGAGAAAGAAAAAAAGAGAAAGCGGAAAAAGUCCUGGAAAGUCCAAAAAAGGCAGUGAUGAAGAUGCUGUGAAAUGUGUUGAAAAAAAGAAAAAGAAUAAGCUGAAGAAAAGCUGCUUGGAUGAGCCUUCAGACACCAAAACUAGCGCUUCUGCAAGUGCAAGUGAAACGCGGAACAGUGAUAAGGUGGUUGAGACCCUUGGCGAGGUCUCUGGUGGAAAUGCUGUGGACGAGAUUAAGAGGAAGAAAUUCAAGAAAAACAUUAAGACUGCUGCUACCAAUGGUCUUGGAGUGACAAACACUGAUGAUAGAGCUAAGAGUGAUGAUUGUGACAUCAAGAGAAAGAUAGAAAGAAAACAUGGAAAACAUUCUGGGAAGUCCAGUGGAGACAGCAAUGAGGUUGCUUUGGAAAUUGUUGUAGGGAAGAAAAGUAGGAAGUUGAAGAAAAGCUGUGGGGAUGAGCAGGAGGCAAAUAUUGAGGAUGGAUAUGAAUAUGUUGUGGCUGAAGUCAAUCAAGGUGAUAUUCCUUCAACUGUGGAAGAGAUAGAAGAACGAAGCAGAAGAGACAAUGGUAAUAUCAGAAAGAGAAAAAAGGUAAAAGUAGGACACAAUUCUGAAGAUUCUACACAUGAGAAGAGUGAAAAGAGAGUGAGAUUCUCUGGUCAGGAUCAGAUUUUCCCUUCAUCCAGUGACCCUUGUGAUGAUGAGAACCAUGAAAUCGAGGAAGACAAUUUACUGCGGGGGAAACGAUUCUCAAAAUUAGAAGAUGAAAUUGUCAAAGAGGCUGUUCAUAAAUACAUAGAGAUACAUAACUUGGGCGAAGAAGAAGGGCUGAAAAAGAUUUUGAAUUCUAGAUCUUAUCCUGAAUUAAAGGGCUGCUGGAAAGAAAUAGGGAGUUGUAUACCCUACAGGCCUUAUACUGCGGUUUAUUAUCGUGCACAGGUCUUAUUUCGAAGGAGUGAGACACGUAAAUGGACUGAAGAAGAGUAUGAGAUAGUACGAAAAUUCCAGAAAGAGCACGGGAACAAUUGGAAGGUCUUAGCUGAUGAACUUGGAAAACAUCGGUUUCAUGUGAAGGAUACAUGGCGAAGGCUGAAACUGCCCAAUCAGAAGAAAGGACAAUGGACUCAGGAGGAGUACCAGACAUUGUUUGAUUUAGUAAACACUGAUCUGAGAUUGAAGCUUUCUGAAGAGAAGAAAUCUAAGUAUGGUAUGUUACGGGAUAAUAUUGCAUGGAGUGCAAUAAGUGACAAAUUGUCCACGAGAACUGAUGCAAAUUGCUGCUUGAAAUGGUAUGAUCAAUUGACAUCACCUAUGGUGGCCAAAGGUGAAUGGGCAGAUGUUGAUGACUAUCGCCUAGUUGAUGCACUUUUUGAGCUGGAUGCAGGCUGCAUAGAAGAUGUUGACUGGGACAAUCUUCUUGACCACAGGCCUGGAGAGAUAUGUCGGAAGAGAUGGAACCAAAUGGUACUUCACAUAGGUCAACUUGGAAACAGUUCAUUUGCUGAACAAGUAGAAGUUCUACUAAAGAGAUACCGUCCAGAUCUGGCGGAAGUAAGAGAGGCUUGGGAUAGUAAACCAGUCGUUCCAUGAUAUGCCCGUCACUCAACAGGGUUGUGUCUGUAGAGAGUUAUUUUACAUCACCACAUACUAUUGGCAUCAGCUCCUCUACCCCCACCCCUCUCCAUUUUAGUAAUUAUUACUAGAUUUUGAUCUUUCUCCUCAUGUAAUUCACCUAGAAUUAGUGGUUUUAAAGACAGAAAGCUAAGGCGAAAACAAAAGUCUUAAGGCUGGAGGUGAUCUCA